AUGACAACAAUUACAACUACAACUGGCAUAUCAUUCAUUGUGCGAGAUGCAUCAACCCCUCACAUGCGACCUCACACCACUUCCAAAACUUCCUCAAAUCCCUACAACUCCAAUUCCAAUUCCAACUUCAAUCAAAACAAUCAUUUGAAUACCGAUACGAAUAAUAUUAAUAAUAAUAAUAAUAAUAACAGACGUCAUUCGCUUCCACUUCAUUUCCUUCCACCAAGUUUAUGGACUUUAAAUACUUCAACUGCUAGUCUUGUUGAAUCUGAAGAAGCUGCUCGCGGUGAACAUAUCCUAGACGAAGCAAAGGUUGCACAUCGUCUUACAGCUCUCCGCUCUUUGAACGGCACAGAUCGAUCUCAUCAUCGUUAUGCAAAAUCUACCGGAGAGACAUUCAACCAACCGGUGAUUGUGCGAACCUACUCAGGAGCUGUUCGACCUCGCUCUCAACAACGAGAUCCCAUCGCGACCAAGAAGCAGAAUGGAACAGCUGGCAUAGCAUCAAAUAAAAUGGAUAUGAAAUUACCACCCGUGGAAGCUUUUAGCUUCAAGGGGAUUAUGGAUGAAAUAAAACAUGGCGUGAGUGAAGAUAUAGAGAGGAUCGCAGAAAUAUGUGCUAGGAGCAAGUAUAGUUUGGCAAACCAACAUGAAUUUCAUCACCCUCCUCAUGGAUCCGGGGAUCGUAUACCACAAACUGGUACCGCCUCAGGGGCAGAUCUAGGUGUACCAACAUUACAAACUGUCGACCCGGAUGAACAUUCUACAAGACAUCCGGCACGAAGCUCAAGAGGAAUUCGAAGAGGGAAAUCUGUCGCUUAUGGUACACUAGAAACAAUCAUGUCAUCCUCGAGGUCCUCGGAUGAGGACAAAUCCAGAAAAAAGCCCGCCGUUGUAUUAGAAGAUGAGGUUCGCGGCAGAGUAACCUCGAAAGCGGUUGAUGCAUCACCUCCAAGUUCCGACGUGAUCAAAGAAAUUGUCGCCCCAGAAGCCACACCUAAGAGACACCCCACCUCCAAGCACAAGCACACCAGGACCAAAUCUGCCACAUUCGCAUCGAUGAUAAUAGACAAUGCCCAAACCUUCAAGCCAGAAAAUAAACCACAAGUUGCAUCACCCACCUUCCUGAUCAGCCAACCAGCUCGACCUCAAACUUCAGCCGCAGAUCUGGAGCAUAUGCCUGCCUUUCAUGAACUUCUUUCCACCCGCCCUUCCACGUUCCAUGAGUUGACGUUACCAAAACCUACCUUGAUACGCAAUGAAUCUAUAGCUUCUACGUUAACGUUAAGACCUGAGACCUCGCCCAGAUCCUCCAUACUCAGUAGUUGGAGCUCAUGGUUACCUUGGGGUAAUAAACCAAGUCCAAUGCGAACAUGUGAUGGUAGAGCCAGAAGUGUAUCGUAUGCAGAAGGUAGUUUGCGAAGUUUAUUGAGGUCGACGGAUAUGGACAGAAAGGGUAAGGCUGUGGAUCGCAUGUCUUGA
This is a messenger RNA of Sclerotinia borealis F-4128, 1482 nucleotides long. The record is from the annotation of a GenBank genome assembly. Lineage: Eukaryota; Fungi; Ascomycota; Leotiomycetes; Helotiales; Sclerotiniaceae.